Messenger RNA from Geodia barretti, 476 nucleotides. The record is from the annotation of a GenBank genome assembly. NCBI's taxonomy places the organism in Eukaryota, Metazoa, Porifera, Demospongiae, Tetractinellida, Geodiidae.
ACUGUGACUACUGCAGGACUAUACACUUGUACUGUGGCAAUUAACAAGCCAUCUACUGCUUCAGCUAGCACCAACGUAGCAGGUCCCCCACCUCCCACUGAUGUGACAGCAGUCCAGGAUGGUCCCACUAGUAUCACAGUGACCUGGACUCCUCCUCUCCUCUGGAUGGUAUCACUGGCUACACCAUCUCCUUCACUGGAGGAGGCAGCAGUGGUAGUGAGACUGUCAGUGGUGGAAACACUAUGAGUCACACUCUGACUGGUCUCACCAAUGGACAGACCUACACCAUAUCCAUUGUAGCUACAACCAAUGGUCUGUCUAGUGCACCAGUACAGGCCACUGUUGGUUUAGUUCCAUCAGCUCCAGUCCUCGACUCAACUCCAACAGUCACUACGACUACCAUCACCAUAUCUGGUAGUGUUCCCAGUGGCUCAGUGGUGACUGGCUAUGUGGUCCAGUGGCAGAGAGACACCUCA